AGGAAUUUACAUUUCCCUUGGAAAUUUUAUUUUCUAGGAAAUUUCUAACCAAACACAACAUAUUUUAGCUAUUGCCUAGGAAUUUUCAUUUCCAAGGAAAAUAUCUUCCAACCAAACAAGCACUAAUUCAUUGGAGUAUUUUGCUCCACUCAUAAAUCAUAAUGCUCUUUAUUUACUUAAUUAAUUAUCAACAAAAAAAAAAAAAAAAGCUUUACGGAAUGUCAUAUUGUAAUUUGUACCGUUCUCAUCUAACCUAAAAUUCUCAACCCCUUCCUCCCUCUCCCCAAAUGAAAACAACACAACUUACAUCUUAUCCAAAAAAAAAAAAAUAGAGGACUCAAAUGCAUUGGCCUUAAAUAAGCAAUGGCUCAGAACAAUAACCAGAGCAACUUAUUUGACUAUGGCAGCUGCUUCAUCAUACAUACCUUCAAUAAAACUCCCUACUUUUUCUUCGAACAUCCGAAGCAAAAGAGCUUUGUCAAAGAGGCUCAGCUUCCGAAUUUCAGCUCAACAGCAAACUGAAGUUCAAGAAUCAGAGCAAUUGAAGGCAGAAAAUGGAAAUGAAGAGCAAGAGGGAAUGAAGCAACAGCAGAAAACACCGACGCCAAUUGAACCUCAAGUGAAUGUCAAGAACAGAAACUUGGCAAGAGAAUAUGGAGGGCAGUGGCUCAGCAGUGUGACCAGGCAUGUUAGGAUCUAUGCUGCAUACAUUGACCCUGAAACCUGCGCCAUGGAUCAGACGCAGAUGGAUAAACUCACCCUUAUUCUUGAUCCAACUGAUGAAUUCUUGUGGACUGACGACACCUGCAACAAGGUUUACAACUACUUCCAGGAGCUCGUCGAUCAUUAUGAGGGUGCACCUCUGACAGAAUACACACUUCGCCUCAUUGGAUCAGACAUAGAGCAUUACAUCAGAAAGAUGCUCUAUGACGGUGAGAUUAAAUACAACAUGAAUUCAAGAGUAUUAAACUUCAGCAUGGGGAAACCGCGAAUGAAAUUCAACAGCAAUGAGCUUCCAGAUGUACAGUAAUAUCAAGAAUCAGAUGAUUGAAGCCAGAAACAGAUAGGAUGUUGAAUGUGCACCAGAAGUCAAGAGACUUCAGAAAUUCAGUUCAUUUGAACCCUUAUGCUUAUUGUUAAUAAAGUAGGAAACUUAGAAGCAACAAAAGAAACAGCUUAUGUUUUUGUACUUAAUUACUUAUUGAUACAAGCCAUAUAUAUAUAGUCAUGGUCCUCAUGGAUUAAAAGGUUAUUCCACAAAUUACACUAUUCAUGGUGAUAUUAUUGUUUCAUCGGUAAAGCCAAGUAAAAUUGCUUUUUUUGUGUG
Molecule: messenger RNA, 1327 nt
Organism: Chenopodium quinoa (quinoa)
Lineage: Eukaryota; Viridiplantae; Streptophyta; Magnoliopsida; Caryophyllales; Amaranthaceae
Product: NAD(P)H-quinone oxidoreductase subunit M, chloroplastic-like
Exons: 3
Coding region: 401-1030 (209 amino acids)
Molecular function (GO): oxidoreductase activity, acting on NAD(P)H, quinone or similar compound as acceptor
Source: RefSeq, a predicted model, not a curated record